GGAGCGUAAUUUCCUUAUUUUUUAUGGGUGCGUUGGAACUUAACCCCCUCAAAAUUAACAUAUUAUUGAAUCCGCGGUAUAUGUUUAUAAGUCCGGUAAGACUUAUAUAUAAAAAAAAUGGAUGAUCUUCAGAACACAGAAGAAGCAUCAUUUGUGGUUGAGGAAGUCAGCAACAUUAUUAAAGAGUCUAUAGAAGGUGCAAUUGGAGGAAAUGCUUAUCAACACAAUAAAGUGAACCAGUGGACAUCCAGUGUAGUUGAACAAUGUUUAAAUCAACUAACCAAACUUGGAAAGCCUUUUAAAUAUAUUGUGACUUGUGUAAUAAUGCAAAAGAAUGGUGCAGGUCUUCAUACUGCAAGCUCAUGUUACUGGGAUAAUGGCUCAGACG
Molecule: messenger RNA, 388 nt
Organism: Hydra vulgaris (swiftwater hydra)
Lineage: Eukaryota; Metazoa; Cnidaria; Hydrozoa; Anthoathecata; Hydridae
Source: RefSeq, a predicted model, not a curated record